This is a messenger RNA of Helicoverpa zea (corn earworm), 2149 nucleotides long. RefSeq lists its product as uncharacterized. The record is from RefSeq and is a predicted model, not a curated record. The transcript is spliced from 5 exons. Bases 116 to 1258 code for a protein of 380 amino acids. NCBI's taxonomy places the organism in Eukaryota, Metazoa, Arthropoda, Insecta, Lepidoptera, Noctuidae.
GAGGAUGCUGGGCAGUGUGACGCUGCGCCCGCGCACGACGCACGCGCGCGAAUCGAACCCAUUCCAAAUUUGAAAAGUGUUUUUUUUUUCGAAGUGCAAAAUAAGAGAUUUCACCAUGAUUCGACAAGCAGUAUGUCUGGUGUUCUGCUUAUUUUCGCUGAGUCACGUAGACUCAGCAAAGCAGCAGGUCCAGCUAUCAGACUCCUACUUACCAGUGGCUAUGCAAGUUAUAGCACACCUUACAGACCAGAUGGCCUUCGAAGUCAAAGACGAAGCCACUCCUAAACCGACUUCGAAACCCACCAACAGACCCACUACUAAACCUACAACAAAGCCUCCCGCUUGGACCACAAAACCGACUUCGAAGCCGACUUCGUGGACGACUUUGAAGCCGACUUCGUGGACGACUUUGAAGCCGACGACUUGGACUACCAGUAGACCGUCGUGGGCUACUAAGCCGACGACCCAGAAGCCGUAUGUGACCUUCAAGCCUUCUAAUAGCUGGUGGACGACUAAGAGGCCAGACAUGACAACAGCCCACCACAAGCCAGGCCUCUACGCCCCAUUCUCCCCCCCAAAACCUCUGACCAGAUACACCUGGCACCCUCAGCAGCAUCGCUUCGUCUUACUCCCGGUGGAAACCCCUGCCCAAUACACCAUCCUUCAACCUCAGGAGACCAGGACCGAAGAGCCUCUUCUAUCCUUCCACCAUGAGCAAAUCAAGCCACUAAUGGAACCAACUCCUGAGUCAGCUCCAUAUUUGCCACCUCAUUACGACGUCAAAAUCUCCAGCCGAUCCGAUGGCUACGUGAUCGAUGAUUUGUCUGAAGAGAACUUGCAAUACCUGUCUGAUGAUGUACGGGAAAUGAUCAAGAUGGCGCAUGACCCUCAUGAUGAUAAGCUGGUGGAUGUGUGGGCUGAGGUCCGGCAAGGCAGUCAGCCGGUGAAGGCCAAGCUAUCGGCUUCGAAUCUGAGGCUGUUGUUGCUGUAUGAUCUUCUGAGCAGGGAUGCGAAGAGACAGCGGCUUUCGGAUUAUAGCGGUUUCUCCCCCGAUGUAAUGAAAGCUCUGGUAGAAUCAUCCAGCGGCGGUGCGCGUGGGCAGCUCAAGAUGGCGCUAUCCAAGAUGGUGGAACGUCACGACUGUGGCCACGAAUACGCUAACAACAGGGCUAAAGAAAUGGUUGAGGAGUUGGGUAAAGAUGAGUCAGGAUUAUCAGCCGCUUUGAGGUACUUGGAACCGCUGGUGUAUAGCUACUAAGUUAACUAAAUCUGUCUUUGUUAUAUUAAAAAUGCUUAAUAUUUUUGAGUUGUAUACAGGCUGUUUGCAGUUAGAGUUGUUUUAUUUUGACAGUUUAGCCGCCAUUUUGGAUUUGCUGUCAUUAUUAAUGUGUUUUAUUUAUUGGUUUGGAAAAGUCAAUAAUAAAAUAUAGCUUGCUGGUAUUUAACUAUUUUAAAUGUAUGUACACUCAAUAAUAUUAUUUUACGAUGAUUAUGGACGUCGUUAGCUUACUUACUGGUGACGUCUAUGGCCGUCUAAAACAUUAAUUUAACAAAGACAGACAGACAUACUUUAUAUUAAUUAAGUUAAUUAGAGUAAUGAGCUGAAUCAUGAAACCCCUAAACAGGUAUAAAGGUGCAUUUAUAUUUAAACGAAAUGAAAUACUUAUUUAUCGUAGUUUUUUUUAUAUUUUUGCAAUACUGAUAAUUAAAUAUUACUUCUAGUGUAAAGCAAGAAGACGUUAAGUAUAGAUACUUACCAAUUUUGAUUGAGAACGGUAUUUUUUGUCAGUUUCACUUAGAUAAAGUAACUUUUUUAGAUUCAGUUAUCUUAAGGUUUAUUUUACUGUAUGAAACAAACUGACAAAACUUUGAUUUACUUUACAAAACUUUUGUUUUCUUUGAUAACAUUAUAAGCAAAUACAGGUCUUAUUUAAGGACAUUUCAAAACUAUAUAUCGAGAGAACAAUUUUAUUAUACAAAAUAUACUUAGAAUUAUUUAUGAAAUAUAAAAAAUACUCAAAAAAAAAGUGAAUUAUAAUAAUAUAAUAAUUAAUGCUUGCCCAUGAAACUAGUUAAGAUAAUAAAAACAAUACUAUGUAUCUAUAGAUAAGAAGUAGGUAAUAUUACCAAAUAAAAAUAUUAAAUUAAA